UCUUUUUUAAUUAGUUGAAAAAAAAAACAAUGGGAGUAUUUCGCCCGCUUCAGUAGUCUGCCGUCGUUUGCUCGUCAGUCCUCACUCUCCCCAAUCAACGAAGAAAUCGCCGGCGAUUAAUUUCAUUGAACAUACCAACAGAAAACCUCAACUUUCCGUAGGUUUGGUGGAACGGUGGUGUUCGGAGAGAUUGUGAGGGAUAAUAUGGGCGGAGGGAGAAAGAAUUUGAAGAGGGAAGUGGAAGAUGACGGCUUAACUCUCCAAUUAGGUCAAAGUAUUAUGCAAGUCGUGUCGCUUCGAGGUUCUAAUCUUAUUGAGGUUACAGAUGCUGAAGGUGAGAAGUCCUUGGCUCUUUUUCCGGCUAAAUUUCAGAAGAGUAUGUGGAUAAAAAGAGGGAGUUUUGUCGUAGUAGAUGACAGCGCUAAGGUGGAGGCUCUUGAGUCUGGUAGUAAGGUGGGAUGUAUCGUAUCCCAGGUUCUCUUUCAUGAUAAAGUUAGACGUCUGCAAAAAAGUUCUGACUGGCCAGAAGCAUUCAGGUCAAAAAACAUUGACAGUUCCAGUAGAAAUUCCCCAGGACCUGCUUCUGAACAUGAGGAAGCUGAAGAAACAGGCUCAAGCGAUGAUGAUGGACUUCCACCGCUUGAAACAAACACGAACAGGAGAAGACCGUAUGAAUUGAACGCUGGUUCGGCGUCAAAUUCUGAUGCAGAUACAGACACUGACGAAGAAUCUUAGACAAACAAUUUUCUGGUGAACAGAUAUUAAUCUUUAUAUUUUACUGAAAUUGUACACAGAAUUCUGUUAAACUCAAUUCCCUGAUAGUGUUACUGUUGAGAUGAAUUUAUUCAGUUAUUCAGGUAGUUCAUGUUAAACUGAAAGUGUAAAGUAGAUUCAUGAAAGUUCCAAAAUGAAGUUCCAGUUAAGUGCUA
Molecule: messenger RNA, 929 nt
Organism: Spinacia oleracea (spinach)
Lineage: Eukaryota; Viridiplantae; Streptophyta; Magnoliopsida; Caryophyllales; Amaranthaceae
Exons: 5
Coding region: 205-735 (176 amino acids)
Biological process (GO): translational initiation
Cellular component (GO): nucleus
Molecular function (GO): RNA binding; translation initiation factor activity
Source: RefSeq, a predicted model, not a curated record